Messenger RNA from Candida albicans SC5314, 2466 nucleotides. It is a transcript of the gene CAS5, whose product is annotated as Cas5p. The coding region runs from base 1 to 2466 and encodes 821 amino acids. Lineage: Eukaryota; Fungi; Ascomycota; Pichiomycetes; Serinales; Debaryomycetaceae. Gene Ontology annotation, molecular function: RNA polymerase II cis-regulatory region sequence-specific DNA binding. The transcript has a single exon. The record is from RefSeq and is a predicted model, not a curated record. Gene Ontology annotation, cellular component: nucleus; cytoplasm.
AUGGAGAAUUAUUUAUUAAGUUCGCCGACACAGCUAUCACAGCCAUAUGAUGAUGGUACAAAUAGUUUACUAUUUAUGGACAAUUAUGAACUAUCACAAAAUUUAUCUCAACCGUUAGAUCAACAUUUACAGUCACUACAACAACAACUGCAAGUACAACUGCAAGCUCCACAACAAGUGCAACUGUUGAAUCAACAUCAACAAUUGCCACAAAUACAACCAUUCCCAACAUUGGUAAAUAACCAACAAUAUGCUCAAGAGACGUUUCAACAAUUAAGUCAACAACACCAGCAACAGCAACAACAACAACAACAGUUUUCACCAUUUCAACAAUCACAGCUACAACAACAAUUUCAGUAUCAGUAUAGCCAACAACAGCAACAACAACAUUUUCAACAACCAGUGACUAUUGAAGAAGAAAUAGUACCUGCUAGUAACAAUACCAAUAUUCAAAUCAGCAAAUUCUUUGAUGACAAUAAGGGUGAUGAUGAGGACAUUGCCAAUUCAGGUAAUUUUAAUGAGUUUGAUCAUUCAAGAAAUAUAUCUCUUGAUGAUACCACUAUCACUGAUUUACAUCGACGUGAGAAUUCUAUAAAUCCACCUACAGGUUUGCCUCAUUCAAUUUCAUCAAAUACUAUUUACUCCUAUUCAUCAUUCGAAUCACCACAAUCUCAUAUUCAAUCACAACCACUGUAUUCACAAGGUUAUCAUAAUCAAAACAGUUUAUCGACCCCAUUGAGAAGAAAUAAGUCAUAUUCCAUAUCAUCAGCAAAUUUUAAUCAAUCACCAGUCAAUUUGGCAACUACAGCAAUGAAUAAGAUUAUGAAAACUCCUCUUCGAGGUCAUACACGAUCGAGAUCUAAAGUUGAUGUCAAUGCUGCUGUUACUGCUGCCAUGAAUUUAGGCCAAGCUACCAAAUCCAAUUCAACUUCAUCGUAUAACUCAACUUUGAAUCCAUUUUAUACUCCUUCGCAACAAUUAUCUUCAACUGAUGAUGACGAUAUUAGUACACCAUUGCUUACCCCAGGAACAAAAUUGCAUACUUCGAAAUCAACAUUUUUCAGUCCCUACAAUAAGGAUGAUCUUGAAGAUCAAGAUGACGAUGCGGUUAAACAAUUGCGUAAAGCUAAAUCCUAUACUAGUUUGUUACGUAAAAAGAAAAGAGAAGAUAUGACUCCUCUGAAGCAGAAUCAGCAACAUCAACAACAACAACAACAGCAGCAACAACAACAACAAUCCCGACAAUCAGGUGGUGGUCAUAUUCAGAAUCUUUCAUUUCCAAACUCAACCUCACAACCUAAAAUUGAUUUAUUAGCAUAUGAUCAAAAUCCAAUGACUUCAUAUCCACCAAUGGAUAAAAGUAUAUUGAAAAAUUUGAAUCAAUCAAUUUCACCAUUCAAUAAACCAAAAUUGUCACCACCUCCUUCUAAUUUCCCUUCAAUAUCUAUUGAUUUAACAACUAUUGCCACCAAUAAAUCAAGUUCAUUCCUGCUGUCAACGACUCAUCGUAACUACAAUGAAAAUACUCCAUUUAAUUCUGCCAAUUCAACUUCAGGUGGAUUAUUACCACCUAUGGCUACUUUUACUGUUCCUACGGUAAUCAAAGAAGAAUUACAAGUACAUAAUCUACAAGAAGAAGAACAAGAGCACCAAGAUGAACAAAUGGAGAUAGAUUCAUUUGAAUCAAAUGAAAAAAACGCUAGGCCAACUUUGUCAACAUCAUCAUUAGUGAGAUCAAUGAAAAUGGCAAAUUUGGAAAUAUCUAAUGAUCAACAAAUGUCUUCAAAUGAAGAUGAAAAUAUUGUCACUGAGGCUGUUGUUAAACAGGAAAAGAAUGGGCCCGUUGUUGAUGAUGUCAAUGGGACUGGAACCAAUAGUAAGAAACCUAGAAAGAAACAAAAAAGUAAAUCUAAAGAAAAUUGCAAUAAGAAGGGGAAAGUGGCGACAGGAAAUGGAAAGGAUAAUGAUAAAAACAAUGAAUGUCUUGUCAAUAAAGGUAAUAAAACUAACAAUAAUGAUACUAGUAAUGAUAAACUUGACAAUGACAAUAAAAAUACCAAUGGCAAUGGCAAUAAUGAUAAUGAUAAUGAUAGCGAAGAAAACAACGAUAACGUCGAUGAUGCAGACGACGACGAUGACGGUACAGUGACAAUCCCAAUCCCAGAAGAUUUAAAUGUUACAAAAGUUAAAGUUCGUAAUAAUCGAUCAAAAUCAAAUGAUAAAUCAGACCCUAAGAAGAAACAUAAAUGUCCAAUAUGUGAAUCAAGGUUUCAAAGACCAGAACAUGUUAAACGUCAUCUUAAAAGUCAUUCCUCAGAAAAACCAUUUGAAUGUCAAAUGCCAAACUGUGGUAAAAGAUUUAAUCGUAAAGAUAAUUUAAAAGCUCAUUUAAAAAAGAUUCAUGGACUUGUGAAAGGACAAGAAGAGUUUACAAGAGUGUUGAAUGAAAACAAAGAAGUUUCCUAA